Messenger RNA from Vitis vinifera (wine grape), 2982 nucleotides. RefSeq lists its product as uncharacterized. The record is from RefSeq and is a predicted model, not a curated record. The coding region runs from base 416 to 2524 and encodes 702 amino acids. The transcript has 2 exons. NCBI's taxonomy places the organism in Eukaryota, Viridiplantae, Streptophyta, Magnoliopsida, Vitales, Vitaceae.
AAACGUUUCUCUCUCCUUCCCUCCCUUUGCUUUUGCCGGUACACUCGAAACCCUAGUUUUCUCCUCUCUCUCUCAACGACGCCGUUUUCGAAGUGCCUCUCUAGUCCUUGUAAUCUGCCGUUUCUAAGGAUGAUUGAAUUCCAGAGGGUUCUUGCAGUGGAUAUGAAUUUUUCUUAAUUUAUACUUGCCAGCUGCUUCUGACUUGUCAGAGUUACUAUCAACUCUUACAUAGAAUGGACCGCUGUGAUACAUCGGGAUUUGUCAGUGGGGGUGGGGUAUACUCUCUUGGAGACCCUCAAACCUAGUUUUGUUUCUCUUUUCUUAGCUACAGAAAUCAGAAAAGCAUUUUUUUUUAAUUAUUAAUUGAAAUUCUGGGUUGGCUUAAAUAAGAGAGCUCUCUGUCUGCUAAGGUUACAUGGACAACAUCUCUCGGCAUUUUACUGCUAACUUUACCUCAGCUUCAUCCAAGCAUCCAGGCAUUUUUGGUGAUCCAGUAGCUAGUUAUCCUGCAGACACAGCCUUAAGACUUGAUCUGCCAGGUGUUCCAUAUCCUUAUCUCCUAAACUCAAAGGGAGCCAAGAGGAAAUUCGACACAAUUGAUGGACCCAGGAGGUUGCAGGAUGGCUCUUCCCUUGUUUUUGGAUUAGGCCAUUCAUCGAGUUCCUCAGAUAGCAAGGGGAGUUCAGCAACUGCUUGCACUACCAUUUCCUCAAUGAAAGAAACUGAGGAUGACUUUUUGAUGGAUCUUAAUCUAGACUUCAAUCUCCAUAUUGGUAAGGAGAGGACCCUUAAUCCAAAGAAGAAUUUCCAUUCAACCCCCAAGGGACUGGAAGUGGAAAAACCUAAGCUUGACCUUGUACUAAGUCUGUCAAGUGGGUAUGCUGAAUCUGAUAUUACCAGUGUUACCCCUGAUUCUGGUCCAUUUCAGAGUAACGUAGAGAUGCCAGUCACACCUAGCACAGUUGAACUUGUUGAUGAAGGAUCGACAUCACUUAGAUGGAAAAGAAGGCAUUUUCUGCCUCCAUUGCAUCCUCUGCAAAAUACGGAUACCGCUGCUGGUUUUAUCCCUUGUGCUGUCCAUACUGAUCCAACUCCAGUUGCUCUGAGCCUUCCACCAACUGUGAUAGUAAUGCCUGAAAGUUCAGUGUCCUCUGCUCUUGAGACUACAAAUGGACAACAGCAACGCAGCACUAGUGUAAAAACCUGUCAGGUUGAGGGAUGCUGGAGAGGAGCAAGGGGUGCUUCUGGUCGUUGUAUUGCCCAUGGUGGUGGUCGUAGAUGUCAUAGAAUUGGCUGUCAGAAGGGAGCUGAAGGCAAGACUGUAUUCUGCAAAGCCCAUGGGGGUGGGCGAAGAUGCCAACAUCUUGGGUGCACAAAGAGUGCUGAAGGCCGCACUGACCUCUGUAUCGCCCAUGGCGGUGGCAAGAGGUGUAGUAGUGAGGGUUGCAUCCGUGCUGCAAGAGGGAAAUCCGGCUUGUGCAUUCGUCAUGGAGGCGGCAAGAGAUGCCGGAUGGAAAAUUGCACAAGGAGUGCAGAGGGAUUCUCUGGUCUCUGCAUUUCUCAUGGAGGUGGUCGCCGCUGCCAGUAUCCAGAAUGCACAAAAGGUGCUCAGGGGAGCACAAUGUUCUGCAAAGCACAUGGUGGGGGCAAAAGGUGCACAGCUCCAGGGUGCACAAAGGGUGCAGAAGGUAGUACACCAUUCUGCAAGGGCCAUGGAGGGGGGAAAAGGUGUACAUUUCAAGGAGGUUGCACAAAGAGUGUGCAUGGAGGUACCUUGUUUUGUGUAGCUCAUGGUGGGGGCAAAAGAUGUGCUAUACCUGAAUGUACCAAGAGUGCAAGGGGCCGGACGGCUUUCUGUGUUCGUCAUGGUGGAGGGAAAAGGUGCAAAUCUGAAGGGUGCGGAAAGAGUGCACAAGGCAGCACUGAUUUUUGCAAGGCUCAUGGUGGGGGAAGACGCUGCUCUUGGGGUGUGCCAGGAUCAGGGUUUGGCGACCAAACUACCACUCCUUGUGAUAAGUUUGCUAGGGGGAAAACUGGCCUUUGUGCUAAUCACGGUGCUCAGGUGCAAGACAAACGGGUUCAUGGUGGUAGCACACUUGAUCCUACGCUGCAGGGACCAAAACCUAGGAUGACUGGAAAGAUGAAAAAUAUCGUCACUUCUGAAAACGUUGGUGCUGAGGUAAUGACAACAGUAGGCAGCGGAGGGAAGUUGUUGGGUGUUAAUUAUUUUGGUUCACCAGGCUUUGGACAUUCUAUGCAGAUGCCAACCCAGGACAAUGCUGGUCCAGUUCAAAUUUCACUCCCAGAAGGCCGGGUUCAUGGGGGAAGCCUUAUGGCAAUGCUUAGAGGUGGUAUUGGUGGUGUCGGGGCGGCAAGCAGCAGUAAUCAGGCUGUCUGUUGCCCAUCGGUGCAAGGAAAAUCAUACACUCUGCCCCUUGGUUGGAUGGCAAGUAGUGGUAACCAAUCAGUUGGUGGUCCAUCAGGAGGAGGAAAAUCUUACCCUGUUCCCCAUGGUUGGAUGUAAGCAUAUCUCGGUCCUUUUCGUUGGAUUAUGUUCUUAUUAGAGCUUCAUCUACAUCUAAAUUGUGUGCUUUUCUAGUUUACUUUGGUUGGGGUUCUGUUCUGCAGAACAUUAGGAUGAGAAAAUUUGAGCUCUCACUUAAUUGACUCGCAGGGCUUAGAAAUGGGUCGCUGUGUAAAAAGAAAUAGGGCUAGUGUUUUGGAUUAGUUGAAUUGGUGGUGUUUCUCAUGUAAAUAUUGGUGCCAUUAGGUUGGGAGGAGAGAAGUGGGGGAAGAACUCUUUGUACACAGCGUUUUUUUUUUUUCCUUCUUGAUGUUCAUUUGUAAGUGAAGUCAGUCUCUAGUUGUAAUUAGUAUGUUCUGUAAAAACUUAGGGUUGUGGUUAGGGGGGUCGGUGGUGGGGGAGGAGACCAUGUAAAUAAGGGUUGUAAAUUUAAUUCUAUGGUUUCCUUUGUUUUAUAA